Siniperca chuatsi (mandarin fish) is the source of this 5145-nucleotide messenger RNA. RefSeq names its product pleckstrin homology domain containing, family O member 1b (gene plekho1b). Gene Ontology annotation, cellular component: ruffle membrane; muscle cell projection membrane. The coding region runs from base 313 to 1527 and encodes 404 amino acids. The transcript is spliced from 6 exons. NCBI's taxonomy places the organism in Eukaryota, Metazoa, Chordata, Actinopteri, Centrarchiformes, Sinipercidae. Gene Ontology annotation, biological process: regulation of myoblast fusion. The record is from RefSeq and is a predicted model, not a curated record.
GAGGGGGAGGAGGAGUAACCGGACACCGACUCACAGAGCGGCUCCUGGCCGCUCAGAGCGCAUCGGAGCCCGGCGGCAGCAGCAACGAGCAGCGGGGCGACGAGCAGAGUCACACCGAGGAACAACAGCUGAGGGACGGCGGAGCUGAGGCGGAGGCUCCGGUCCUCCCUGCCGGACUUUAACUGCUAUUAACCCGCUUUCACCUCGCUCUCCCGCCGGUCUGCCGCUCGCUGUGGGGAAAUAACGGAGUUACCGUGAAAGUGGGUGAAGUAGCGUCAUUAGUCCGCCGCCGGCAGCCUGACAGCCGCCAGCAUGAAGAAGAACAACUCCGGGAAACGGGGUCCGCAGGACUCCGCGCAGCAGCACGCUCAGCCCGAUAAGGUCGGCUGGAUCCGGAAGUUCUGCGGGAAAGGGAUCUUCAGAGAGAUCUGGAAGAACCGGUUCGUGGUUCUGAGGGGAGAUCAGCUGUUCAUCUGUGAGAAAGAGGUGAAGGAGCUGGGUCGGGCCGACGAGGUGUUGGACCUGUCGGACUACGAGCGCUGUGAGGAGAUCAGGAAGAACAAGAGUCGCAGCAAAAAGAACCACAGCAAGUUCAGACUGCAGCGCUGCAGCGCGCCGGGCAACACGGUUCCUAACCUGGUCUUCCUGGCUGUCAGUCCGGAGGAGAAAGAGUCCUGGAUCAGUGUGCUGAACGCCGCCAUCACACGAGCCAAAAACAGGAUCCUGGACGAGGUGACAGUGGAAGACUCUCAGCUGGCUCACCUGACCCGGGACCGAGUGAAGAUUCCUCACAACCGCCGACUGCCGACCAGAGGUCACCUGCUGGCUGUGGCCUCCACCUCCUCCUCAGACGGGAUGCUGACUCUGGAUCUGAUCCAGGAGGAGGACGCUCUGUCUCCUCAGGGAGCCGACGGCUGCGACACCUUCAGGGUCGACUUGGACAAGUCCCACCUCAGCCCGGACUGUCCCAGGUCCAAAACUGACGGCGCUCUCUCUGCCAGGACCGCAGAGGCUUCUGAGAAAUCCCAGAGCCUUCCCCGCGGGGUGGCGGUGGUGUGGGAGCAGACGGGCCCCGCCCAAACCCCCCAGCCUGGAAAUCGCCUGACGACGGCGGAGAAAAACCGCUGCGCCUCAAUGGACGAGAUCCUGACGCACUCAGAGAUUAAAGCUGCAAAGAACAAGACGACGUCCCGUUCACCAGCGUCCACGCCGAGUGGCAUAUCGGCGCCCGUCAGCCAGCUGCAGGAGCUGAUCAGCCAGAAGCUGGAGAAGACGGAGCGGCUGCUGACGGAGGUGCGGGGGGAGGCCGAGGAGCGAGGGAAGAUGAAGGGGAAGGAGUCGACUGAAGGAGCGCGAGCUGAAGCUGAGAGACUCCUGAAGGAGGCGACGGCGGCCUGGAGCCAGGCCCAGGAGGUGCUGGAGGAGGUGAAGGAGCUGAGGGUGUUGUACCAACAGCUGGACUCCUCCGCCCCCAUCACCCCCUCCAACGGCACCAAACUAAACCCGGACCGCAAGAGCCCGAUGUGAGCCACAUGGUACUAACUUGUUCUGGUACGAACUGGUUCAGAUCGUUCCAGUCCAGGUAAAGCCACGAAGCUGAACACAGCGUCUGCUUCUGCUUCUGCUUGCUGGACUUCAGACGAAGCUGCUGAGAACUGGAUCAACCACUUUUAAAUUAUUUGGGAAAAUUCAGGUUUUGAUUUUCAGGACUGUCCUGCUGACUGAUGCAACUCAGUGCUCAGGUACACGAAGCGUCUUCAGUAAACAUCUUCCUCACAAAACCAGAAUGUAGCAUAAAUUUAACUUAAACACUUUUCCAGGUUUUGAAAAUCCCUUAAAGUCUCUUUUUCAUUACACAAUGAAACCUUUGGUACCUUUAAAGAAAACUUAUCUGAUGUCUCUCAUCAAAGUGAAUGAAAAUGUGCCAAGACGAGAGUUCAGAGACGAGAAAAACUCUGUGGAUACUUGAUCUUGUCUGUCAUUUCUGUCCACAUCCAUCACUUUGGAUCCUUUUGAUUUUGCUUUAUGAAUAUUCAUGUAACACUUGUUGGAGAUGUGUUGAAAUCUAAACAAGAUUAACUUUUAUGCAGCUGGACAUGAAGAUGAGACAGUUGCCGGUACGAAGGAGGGGAAAUAUUGUAUGAAGGUGAACUGUAAUAACUCUGCUGAUCCUCCGACUUUCCAUCUAGCGCCACCAUCAGGUUGACAUGUUAACGCGUCCGACACUUUGGUUUCUGACAGAAUACCUGCAGAGCUGCUGGCAUUCCCAUCAGCCUCAGCUGCACUCUGUGUUUACUGCUAACUGGCUAAUGUUAGCAUGCUAACACCUUAAAAUAAGAUGGUGAACUUGGUAAAAAAUUAUACCUGCUAAACAUCAGCAUGUUAGCAUUGUCAUUGUGAGCAAGUUAGCAUGCUAGCAUUUAGUUCAGUACAGAGCUGCUAGCAUGACUGGUUUCAUUCUUCACACACGUUCUUGUUACUUUUCACGUGAGACCGUAUGAAGGUCCUGUUCAGGUCGAGUUUUGCUAGAAAAGAGCUAGUUUGUGAAGGCGUUCAUGGUGUUAUACGUCGUACGAACUACUUUGUUUGAAAUUUAAAACCUACACGGCUGGGGAACCCAAGCACAUACUAUGCACGCUGAGUGAAGAAGCUACAGCAUCUUCCAUUCUCCAAACCGUCCGGAGCCAGUUCACCUCGGACACUUCUUCUUUCUGAAUGUGAAUGUUUUCUGAGAAACACUGGAGGCUGCAGGAGGCAACGAUGAACCAACAGCCUCCAGUCGCAGCUGGAAACUCAGCGACUCAGGCAGAAAUGUUUGACAAGAACUGCACUGAUUCUCACAAUGUUUGAAUCCAACCCUCACAAAACCUAAAACAUACUUGAGUAGACCCAACAACACCAUAUCUCAGAGUCUUUGAUUGUUCGUCUCUACAGACCAGGACCAGCUGCACUCUGCUCGAGCUGCUAACAAAGCUAACAAUUACACAAAAACUAAAUCUAAAACUAAAGAACAAGUCAAACCGAAACUUUGAUUAACAGAAGUCAUAAUUAGAAUGAAAACGAUGAAAAUAAGAAAAACAACUGGCUAACAAGCAUGAUAGUGCAGUUAUCAACAAGAGGGGAAAGUUACGCUAAGUUUAGCUGACUCAUCAUGGACAAACUCAUAGCUGUUGGUGGAAAGCUGUUUUCUGUCAUUCUUACCUUGAACCUCUGUAGCUGAUGAGCUAAGCAAGCUAACGUUAAUUAGCUGGCAUUAGCUAACUAAUGCUGAUAUAGCAUCCUGGCUACAGGAAACAGGAUGCUGCUAUCUUGCUGUUAUACUAGCUAGCUAGAGUUUUUAAAAUAUCAGUUAACAUGCAGUGAGCUAAUGCUAAUCUUUUUAGGGCUGCAGCUAAUGAUUAUUUUCAGUUAAUCCCAAUUAGUCCCAAUACAUUUAAUAAUCAUUUAGUUUAAAAUGAAAAUUGUUAAACCCCAAACUUCCCAGAGGUCACAUCUUUAGCUCAAGUUUUUGUUUUACUAAUAGUUUCACUAAACUGUUACUGUCGUGUCACAGUUUGUGGGUUAAGGAAGGUUAGCUAACAUUUAACUAGCUAAGAAGGGGUACCUUGUUACCAGCUAAACUUCAGGAGGUGAGACUGACUUGGUUCCAGCUGAGACAUGUUUAGUGAAGUGGGAUCAACAACAUGUUCAUAAAGUAGAAGCUACGUGAUAGCUUUGAAGCGCUAACAUCAGCUAGCAAGCUAAUUUUAGCUGACUCAUCAUGUACAAAUUCAUAGUCUGGGUGAUUGUUUAAAGCUGUUUUCAGUCAUUCCCAACACCCUGAACCUGUCUAGCUGAUGAGCUAAGGGAGCUAAUAGCUGGAGAGCUAACAUUAAUUACUGAUGUUAGCUAGCUAAUGUUGAUAUAGCAUCCUGGCUACAGGAAACCAUACCGCUGUAGUGCUGCUACUGAGGUUUUAAUAAAUGUCAGUGAACCUGCGCUGAGCUAAUGCUAAACUGUUGAGGGCUGCUACUAACAAUUAUUUUCACUGUUGAUUAAAGUUUUACAUAAUAUCUUAAUUUUUUACUUGCUAACGCAUCGUUUGUUUAACCACCACUAUUUUUUAUUUUUCUGGAAAUAAGCCUCCAAAACGUCCCGAUCCUGUUGAGAGGAACAAUCACGAAACUCGCUGAAGAUAAAGAGACAAACGUCGUGUAACUGGAUGAAAUGAACUGGAAAACGCGACUGUAAUUAAAUUUCUUAUUGACCUUCUAGCGAAGUCACGCGGCUGCUGAUGGACAGAUGUUAAACUGGAAUCAAACAUUUGCACUGAAACAUCCUGACACUCGACCACACGUGCAGUUUAAUACAAUCAGAGUUUUACGGAGAAAAGUUUAUUUUUUUAAACAAGAUUCAGACUUUUGUACUUUAGUUGUUGCUGGCUGGACUUGAACUGGUUUCUGUGCUGUGUUGGGAGACGAAGUGUGACGGAGCAAUAAGAAAGUAAAGGACAUCACACCGAAGACGAUGUGAAGGGACAAACAAACCCAAAUCUCCGCCUGCUUUUAUUGAUUUAACCAGAUUCACCGACAUCAAGAACUCAAUCUGAAUUUGUAAUGAAAGAAAACACAAACAGAAGAUUAUUUUUAAAGUCUAGAGUUUUUUUUGUAAAUUUGCAUUUUAAAAGUUAAAUAACUCACAACGUGUCGUCGUGUUUCUGCUCAUAUGUAAAAAGUUAAACGUGCCUGCGGUGUUUUUGACCUCUGUUGGCGCUGUUUCCAAUGCGAGCGGCAUCAAUCGAAGAAAUGUUGAACUGUAACUUUAAACACGAAGCGUUCAGAGAAGAAAACUCUCAGAUGUCGGUGAAUUUGGUGAACUGAGGCUCAGGUUUGGUCUCGGGCCGGUUUCGUCAGACCCGGCAGGUUUUGGGACUACUCCUUUGUCUCCUGCUAACGAACACGUUAACGUUCAACACGUCUUCCUGUUUUAAUCGUUUGAUCUUCCCUGUUUGUUUUAUUAAAUGAUGUUUCUGUGUCACCGAGCAGCUGCUGUAGCCUUAAACCCAGAGGGGAUGAUGGGAGAUGUAGUCCAGUAGUGAUGUAAAGCUGGCGCUGUGAGUCCUGAUCAGUUCAUGUGCUAAAAUAAAACCUGCAAGCUGAACCUGGA